AUGGAUGAUUAUCAUCCAGGUGAUCUCCUUAUACGCAAAACCUUUCACGCAAUUGAAGACUCUCAGGUUUUCAUUGUUGUAUUCUCUAAGAACUUUGCUGAUUCAUGUUUUUGCUUGGUAGAAUUAGCGUACAUCCUUCACUGCAGUGUAUUGUAUGGAAAAUGCAUUCUGCCUAUUUUUUAUGAUGUUGAUCCUUCUGAGGUGCGAAAGCAAAGUGGUGGUUAUGGCGAAUCCCUUGCCAAACUUGAAGAGAUAGCUCCGCAGGUGCAAAGAUGGAGAGAAGCUCUACAGCUAGUGGGUAAUAUCUCCGGCUGGGAUCUAUGUCAUAAGCCACAACAUGCGGAGCUUGAAAACAUCAUUGAACAUAUAAAUAUUCUGGGUUGCAAGUUUUCAAGUCGUACAAAAGAUUUGGUUGAGAUUAAUUAUGACGUGUUUGUGAGCUUUAGAGGCCCAGACACACGCUUCAAUUUCACCGAUCAUCUUUUUGCUGCCCUACAAAGACGAGGCAUUAAUGCAUUCAGAGAUGACACUAAACUUAAAAAAGGUGAAUUCAUAGCACCCGGACUCUUUAGAGCAAUUGAAGCCUCUCAGCUUUACAUUGUUGUAUUCUCUAAGAACUAUGCUUCUUCAACUUGGUGUUUGCGAGAAUUGGAAUACAUCCUUCAUUGCAGUAAAAAAUAUGGAAAACACAUUCUUCCUAUUUUUUAUGAUGUUGAUCCUUCUGAGGUACAAAAGCAAAGUGGUGGCUACGGUGAAGCCCUGUCCAAACAUGGAUUCAAACAUGGCUUAAAUAUGGUGCAUAGAUGGAGAGAAACUCUCACACAAGUGGGGAAUAUCUCUAGCUCGAAUCCACGUUAUAAUUAAGCAAUAUGCAAAGAAAAAAAAGUCAUGAUGCAUCACAACUAGAUACUGCAAAUAUGUAAGUUCUUCAGUGAGCAAUGCAGAUAAUACUUUCACUAGUACAAUUUAAAGUCUUGGUAUCAAGUUUCGCAUAGCUACUACUGAAAAAUGGUUGAAAAAAGGGCUCAACAGUCAAAAAAACAUGUCACUUCAAUGCUUCCAUCAGAUAUAUAGAGACAGCUCCAAAACACAAUUGAUUGAACACUAUCUAUAAUUCAACAAACUAAUCCAGGUUGAAUACAGAGCUUAGAAACAAAAAACAAUGUCCUCUCAUUUCACUUAAUGGGAUCCAAGAGGGUUGUCUCUUGUUCAUUGGAGGAGUCAACAUGCAAAGGAAACUCUAUCAGAAUGAGAAUUUGGGGUCAAGUUCUUCAGAGGUGGAGGAGACUGAUGUAAGAGGGUUUUCAUAGUAUUUCUAUAGUAUUUUUAUUUUAGCCCAAUUUUAAUAAUUUUCUGUUUUUGUUUCAGUUUGUUAUUUUCGGCUCAUUAGGUUUUGUUAUUUCCAUAUUUAAGCUUAACCGUUGUAGCCUA
Molecule: messenger RNA, 1431 nt
Organism: Medicago truncatula (barrel medic)
Lineage: Eukaryota; Viridiplantae; Streptophyta; Magnoliopsida; Fabales; Fabaceae
Product: disease resistance protein RUN1
Exons: 3
Coding region: 1-864 (287 amino acids)
Biological process (GO): signal transduction
Source: RefSeq, a predicted model, not a curated record